UAGAUCUGCUUAGUGUCCCCAUAUUUCUCUGUUCGGUGAGCGUGAGCCAAAACUUACAUUCGCUUAACUACUCAAAACAGGUCACGUUCCGAUUCCAAUAAACCAGCUAGGAAAAUAGGGUUUUGGUUUUGAUUGUUCAGAUUACACUAUGGAAAAAUCAGCUUCAAGUUGUACGUUCUGGCUACCCAGGAAGAAACGGUUCUGUGCAAACAUCCGAAGCCAUGAAUCUCAAUUUUGUGGAAAUCACAACCCCAAGUUCGAAGCUCAAAGAAUCCCUUGCCCACUUGACCCAUCUCAUUUAAUACUAUGUGAAAAUGUUGAAGCACAUAUCAAAGUCUGCCCAUUUUUUAAGCAAGCACAGUCUUUGAUGCUUCAACCUUUUUACAAAAAAGGUAUUAAUAGUGGUAGAGAAGAGGAUGCUGUGUUGGGAAAUGUGAAAGAGGUGGGUACAUUAGUUAAUGGGUCCGAGGAUAUUAUCACAUCAGUGAUGAAAAGGAAUGCUGUGUAUAAAAUGACCGUGUUUGAGUUUUAUGAGCUGAUUAGAAAGAUUGAGGCGGUUUAUGUAUCGACAUGUUCUGAUAUAAGAGAGUCAUUUAAGGAACCGGAAGCUUGUGGGAUAUGGAUGAACAGAGAAGAAGUAGACAGGAAUGUACCCUUUCAAGAGAAACAUGUUCUGCAACAAGUCUCAAUUCUUGGAAACUUGGAAGAAUUUGGGGUGUUGGAGAAUCCUACAAAGUUAGACGGUGUCGUGUCAUCUGAAUAUGCUAACAAGAGACCUGCCGUAGUUGAAUUUGGAGCCGGUAGAGGAUAUCUGACCCAAACACUUGCGGAUUGUUACGGAAUAAAGAAAAUACUUUUAGUUGAAAGGAAUUCCUGCAGGCUUAAGGCAGAUCGAAGUUUGCGUCAAAAAGAAAGCCUGAUGUUGGAGCGAUUGAGGAUUGACAUAGAAGAUUUGGACUUGAAUGCUGUUGAGUCUUUGAAGGGGAUUCCUUACCUUGCUAUUGGGAAACAUCUUUGUGGGCCUGCAACAGAUUUGACUCUUAGAUGCUGCAUCCCUAGGCAAACCAUCGGAGAUGUACAUUCUAGUGAUCCUUGCGACCUGAGAGGUCUUGCAAUUGCAACAUGCUGCCAUCAUCUUUGCCAAUAUAAACAAUACAUAAAUAAAAGCUAUUUAUCAGAUUUGGGAAUCAAAAAAGAUGAUUUCCAUGCGAUUACAUGGCUUACCAGCUGGGCAAUAGAUGCGGAUCACGGCUCAGAUCUUUCUGAUUUGGUGGAUCAAGGAUUACACUUGAGUUCCAUCAACACUGAGAAGAAAGCAUGUGAUGGGGUUGUCAGUGGUGUUGAAGAAAUCGUAAAGAGUAUGACAGCGAUAGAGAGGGCAAUACUAGGUUUGAAGUGCAAAGCUAUUAUCGAUAUGGGUAGGCUGAAGUGGGUUAAGCAGCUCAGUGGCUUCACAUCAGAGCUUGUUAAGUAUGUUCCAUCUAGCAUCUCUCCUGAAAACCAUUUACUAGUAGCCAAGUACAGAUAACACCUGCAAGUCAUGUAUUCAAAUUUUACGACGUCACGAGUUCUCAGAUUUGGUAGAAGUUCAUUUUUGUCUGUAACGUCAUCCAUAUUAUUUCAGAUUUAAAGAGUUUCUUGUGUGUAAUCUCUAUGAUGCGUGUUCUCUGUUUGUUUGUCAUUCAAACAUUUACCUAAAAUUAUCAUUUUAAGAAGAUUGAUAUUUAAGAUGAGAUAAAAUUGAAAUUCAAUCCGAUUUUGC
Papaver somniferum (opium poppy) is the source of this 1762-nucleotide messenger RNA. Its product is annotated as tRNA:m(4)X modification enzyme TRM13-like. Gene Ontology annotation, biological process: tRNA methylation. The record is from RefSeq and is a predicted model, not a curated record. The coding region runs from base 149 to 1528 and encodes 459 amino acids. NCBI's taxonomy places the organism in Eukaryota, Viridiplantae, Streptophyta, Magnoliopsida, Ranunculales, Papaveraceae. The transcript has 9 exons.